This is a messenger RNA of Gastrolobium bilobum, 1541 nucleotides long. Its product is annotated as seipin-1. The record is from RefSeq and is a predicted model, not a curated record. Gene Ontology annotation, cellular component: endoplasmic reticulum membrane. Gene Ontology annotation, biological process: lipid storage; lipid droplet organization. NCBI's taxonomy places the organism in Eukaryota, Viridiplantae, Streptophyta, Magnoliopsida, Fabales, Fabaceae. Bases 7 to 1392 code for a protein of 461 amino acids. The transcript has 2 exons.
GUUCUCAUGCAGAAGACACGUGUGCUGCCACACACUGCAACAGUACUCUGCAUAUGUCUUGUGUCUCUUCUCUGUUCCUUUUUACCUUCCCAGGUCCUUACCUUAUCUAUCUAUGAAACUGCAUUCAACUUUAUCUCCAUGGAGGAAGACCAACAAGAUUACUUUAUUUUGCCAACACCAUCCAAUUCUGUAUCAAAACUAAUAUCCCUCCAAGCAAAUUUGAUCUACAACAGCUUGGUUUCUGUGUUUUCCCCUAUCCAAUCUCUUUUUUCUAUGGUGUUUGAGUCCUACCAAGUUGCUGAGGAGACCCAUGACAACGUUGAAUCUGCAGUACAAAGUGUUCCUUCCCAUAUUAUAAGUGUUAGCAUACUCUUGCUAAAGAAACUUGGACUUUUCUUUCUAAGUGCUGCGUAUGUGUGCAUGAUUCUGAUUUCACUACUUAUUCUGGCUGCUGUGGUGGGUGUUAAUUUGGUUCAGUUGUGGGUGGAGGAACCUGUGUUUGUUAAGGAAAGUAUUCAUUUUGAUUACACUGAAGCUCACCCAACAGCUGUAUUUUUCUUUAAUGGUGGAGUUAGUGGUGUUUACGGCUACACCAAGCAAAAUCAUAGAAGUGUUCCAGUUGGCCACACAUUUUGCGUUUCUUUGGUACUGGUGAUGCCUGAAUCUGACUUCAAUAGGGAACUUGGCAUGUUUCAGUUGAGUGCAGAACUCCAAUCACUUCAUGGAAAUGUGAUAGCAAGGUCUAGCCAACCAUGCAUAUUGCGGUUUAGAAGCUCCCCAGUUCGACUAGCCCGAACAGUUAUGAUGGGUGUGCCUCUGGUACUUGGAAUCUCAAGUGAGACUCAGAAAAUUAAUGUACCAAUAAUGAGGCACAAGGAACACAAUCGAAGAACCAAUGCUCUUAUAAUAACCCUGCAUCCUAGAGCAGGAACUACAUCUUUGCCACAGAUUUAUGAAGCUGAAAUUGUGAUAAAUUCCCAUCUACCUUGGGCUAAAGAGUUAAUUCGCAAGUGGAAAUGGACCUUUUAUGUUUGGAUGUCUUUGUAUGUCUACAUUAUGCUACUUAUGUUUCUCUUAUGUUGUUAUAAGCCACUCAUCUUUUUGAUGACACCAGAGUAUAAUUCAAGUGAUCAUAGGGUAACUGAACUCACAAGGGAAGAAGAACCUAUUGCAUUACAAAUCAGGGAAUUAGGAAAUGUAAGUGAGCCUUCUGAGUUGUUGAGGAGAUGGAGAAGAAUCAGAAACAGGAGAAAAAAUAUCCUCUCACGUAUUGGUGUGCCAGAAACCUUUGGUUCAUCAGCUUCAAGCAUUAGCUUGAUUAAUAGAGAAGAUGUAACCAGUAUGUCUAUGGAAUAUGAUGUUGAGGACUCUGAAUCCGUGUGCAUGGGUUAGAGGGUUAAUUUUAUUUUUAGUUACACUAUUUGGAAAGGUUGAUGAAUUUGUCUAGGAGUAUAUGCAUGUAUGUGUGGUUAAUAACAAGUUUGUGAACUUUUUUUAAGCUGCCACAGCAUUUUAUUAUGGUAUGAACUAUGAAGAAGUAA